AUGCCCUACACGGUCAAGCUUCUUAACAAAUACCUUGGCUCCUUGGUUUCGUUGAGGGGUGGCCAGAAGUCUUGGACCGCUUUGAGGGUCACAUGGGGCAUGCAAGCCGCCCCACACAGCGAUCGGAACAUGAAGAACUCGAAAAACUGGCUGGUUCCCAUUAGUCGGUUUAGAGGAGGUAGAUUAUGGAUUGAAGGGCAAGAUGCUUCGGGGUCACAGGAUUGGAUUCAGUGGGAUGGUCGCUGGGGUGCUUUUUAUGGUGGGGAUGAGCAGGCUGUGUGGUUUGACUCGCGGAAGCGAGCUGCUGUUGAGGCUGCCGAUGGCGAUCGCAUUGUAGUUAUAGCUUACACGCCCAGAUGUCUACAUAGGUGCAAGAAUCAGGACAUGCAAACUCUUCAAGAACUUGGCUUCCCGUUGCCUUCUCAUGUUGCGUGUCAGCCUCAGCAUCCGAAGCUUGCGGCGCAGAUCGGCAAGGACCCCCAAUAUUUUGACAUCAGCACUGACUCAGAGGAGGACUCCUGCGAGGGGGAGUGGGGAUACACGGGUGAGCCGAAGGAUUUUGAUCAAAGAGUUGCUCGCCUGUUGCAGCUUGUGCGUGAAGAGGAGAAGGCGUUGGUCGAAGAACUGGAGCAGGGACUUACCAGCGUGACGCCCGGCUUGCUUGCUGAGUUGCAGGAGGACUUGAGGGUUGCCACUUUGUUGCAGGAGCAGGAUGGUUGUGAGCGUGAGCUUGAGCGUGUCCGUUCUAAGUUUGCCUUGCAUAAGUUGGCGUCGGUUGAGCGUGAGCUUGAACAAGCGUUGUGUGAGGCGGAAAAAACAGGCCUGCCUCAGGUGCGGGCGAUCAAGGUUCCCACGGAGCCCUCACCAAUUGCUGAUGAGCCUGCGUCGAUGUUGAGCGUUGGUGGUGAUCCUACUUUUGCGCUUGGUGAUGGCUUGGUCGCGGGGGAGUCCCCGGCAACCCUUCAUCCUGACUUUGGGCUUGAAACUCCUGAGAUCGUUGAAAAAGGUGCAUGUGCAGUCCCGGGUGCGCUUCUCCAAACCAGAAUCGUUCCCCAGGCCGAGGUCUGGGAAAACCUUGAACAAUGGAGACAGCCGCUGACUGAUGAAGCUGUCGCCUUGAAAGACUUGCACAGGGCUGUGUGGGCUAUAGGUCCAGAGGAACUUAAGCGCUUGGAGGAGCUUGCUGAGGUGUCGGUAAUUCCCGCGAAGGGUGUGUACACCCAGAAGCCAAUCACCAAUAGACUUAGGGCCCGCAUAGUAGGAUGCGGAAAUUUCCUUGAGAGCGAUCCUUCUCCUGAAGAUGCUGCAAAGGGCAGUACAAGAUCUCAGGAUCUCUAUGCUGGGGGUGUUGAUGGGGUUAGUGUACGGCUUCAGACUAGUGUUGCGGCGAUUAAGGGUUGGGGUAAUGCCACCUUGGACAUCAAAACCGCUUUCCUGGGAGCCCCAUUGUACCAGGAUCGCCAAGGUCAGGCGGUGUUGUCUCCUGGAGAUUUCAGCCCUGGACGUCUUGACUUUGAGGUGCUAGUGAAGAAGCUCAAAAGCGUGCAAGGCAACAAGGUAAAGGUUGUGGUUGUGACUCCCCCCAGGGUCCUAGUUCGUCUAGGGCUCGUGGAGGAAUCGGAAAAAUGGUUAGUGCUAAAGGCAUUGUAUGGCCUUGCAGAGGCUCCUCGACGUUGGUCUUCACAUCGGGACCUGUUGCUUCGACAGCACACGUGGGAGGAUGACGGCCGACGUUUCUCCUUGAAGCAGUGCGUGGCAGAUAGCAACCUGUGGAAGGUCGUUAGCGAGCCGCUAUCGGGGGGAGUUGGUGGUGCCGUUGAUGCCGGUUCAGGGUCGGAACCUGUGCUUCAUGGAUUGCUCGGCAUUUAUGUCGAUGACAUGCUCAUUACAGCGGAGGAGCUGGUCAAGGAAAGACUGGUGCAGGAGAUUCGAUCGAUUGUGCCUACCUCAGAACCAGAGUCUGCUGAAGAAGGCAGGCCUAUCCGGUUUUGCGGCUUCAACUUGCACAAACUGAAAGGGGGUGGUUACCUUCUUAAUCAGGAGGACUACGUUCAAGAUUUGUUGCAAAGGUUUUCUGACAUUCAGGGAACUUCGGAGGUUCCUUGUCUCAAGGAAGAGGAGCUUGAACCGGAGACUCCAAGCCCAGAGCAGUUGAAAAGAGCUCAGGCUCUUACCGGGGCUUUGCAAUGGAUUACGACCAGAACGAGACCGGAUAUUUGUUUCGCCGUCAACCGGACGGCUCAACUCAUGUCUAGGUAUCCUCGCUACGCUACUCGGUAUGCCGAAAACAUCAUUCGCUAUUUGAGGACUACUCCUGCUCUAGGGUUGGUUUUCAGACCUCUUGAUGAUCAGAACCGCUUUGGUAAGUGUGAGGAGUUGACGGCGCCACGAUCUCCGGGGAUCCUUGAGGUGUUUGCGGACGCCUCUUUCGGACCAGCUUCUGACAAAUCCCAGACAGGAAUCAUUGCGGUCUUCUGUGGAUCAGUGAUUGCCUGGGCUAGUCAUAGACAAUCCACCACUGCGCAGAGUAGUGCCGAGGCUGAAAUGUACAGCAGCUUGGACGGGGUCUUGAUGAUUGAGGUGCUUGAGGGUCUUGCUUCAGAAGUUGCUACGGUCCCCCUUCGGAAGCUGCUCUACAGCGACAGCUUGGGUUGUGUUAGUUUGUUCAGUGCUCCAGCUGGUGCCUGGAGGACCCGGCAUUUGCGUCUAAAGGCCAGGGCAGGCCGAGAAAAGCUCGAAAGCCAAUUGUUCGAGAUGAGGCACCUAUCAGGUCGAUUUAUGCUCGCGGACGUGGCAACAAAAGCGUUGCAAGGACAAAGGCAUAGAGAGUUGGUACAACUGCUUGAGAUGAUGAGUCCUGCAGAUCUUGUGGGAUCAGUUGAGGUUCGUAAGCUGCGCGAGGGAAGCUUGAAUCCGGAUUUGAGUGUCAAGGGUAGUGCCGGCUUCAAUCUCGGUGCCAUGGGUGUCCGAGCGCUUGUGCUAGCGGUUGCGCUGUCGGUUGCGGCCUCCAAGUUGACCAUUACUGUUGAAGACCAUGGCGGUGACGAUUGGAUGACGAAUCUCCUGUAUGUGGUCAGUGCGGUGAUGGCUGUGUUGGCUGUUGGCUUGAUGCGACGCUCGUGCUCUGGAAGCCCUACAAGGGAGACCGAGGAUCCCGCAGAGGUGAGGUCUAUGAGACCGGUUGGUCUGAGUGACGAUGAAGAUGAUCAAUGGUCGGUGGUUGGGAACGCCACUGAGGGCAUGAAGGGCUCUAGUGAGGAUGUAAGGACCUCGGAGGUGGCAUCCGGUGUGGGUUCGAGUGGGUCUUCUGGCUUGCGACAAACGGACCCAGACCACGCUGGCGUGCGAGAAUCGACAGCUCUUGGGAUGACUUCUGGCGUGCGAGAAACGGAAGCUCCUGGCCACGGCAGUCGUGCAGGUGGGGAGAAGAUUCAUCCAACAUGGCCAACCCAUUUCCCACCGCGACAGCAGUGGCCAGAUCCUCAUCCGUGGGCUGGAGUCCAAGGGUAUUGGCAUCAAAGCAUCCCAUCUUACGUGCAGAAGGAUUCCUUCCAUUGGGAUCCUCAGAGAAAUGUGCUUGUUCGUUUCCACGCCAAGGUGCGAACCUUCCGCUUUGACCCAAGGAAAGCGGUACUACCAACAGAAGUUCCUCUCAUUCGGUUGACUGGAAAUCGGCGAACUUAUGCUAUGUUCACUGACGGAAGGCAGUUCAUCGAUGAGGACAGUUUCUUCCAACCAUCAAGUCACAAACUCUCGGGCGACUGGAGCGGUCGUACAGAGUUCGAAGUGCGGAAAGAUCGUGCCUAG
Messenger RNA from Symbiodinium sp. CCMP2456, 3807 nucleotides. The record is from the annotation of a GenBank genome assembly. Lineage: Eukaryota; Dinophyceae; Suessiales; Symbiodiniaceae.